Messenger RNA from Umbelopsis ramanniana AG, 1669 nucleotides. RefSeq lists its product as uncharacterized. The transcript is spliced from 2 exons. The coding region runs from base 180 to 1547 and encodes 455 amino acids. The record is from RefSeq and is a predicted model, not a curated record. Gene Ontology annotation, biological process: aromatic amino acid biosynthetic process. Gene Ontology annotation, molecular function: 3-dehydroquinate synthase activity; 3-dehydroquinate dehydratase activity. NCBI's taxonomy places the organism in Eukaryota, Fungi, Mucoromycota, Umbelopsidomycetes, Umbelopsidales, Umbelopsidaceae.
GUGCUUUCUGGCAGCCAAAGCGUAUCUAUAUGAACUUGAGCUUUUUAAGCUCACUCCCAAAGCGGGAGUUUGUGAACGGUAUGGCGGAGGUCAUCAAGGUAUGCCAGUAACUUGCGUCUUGCAUCUUGCGUUUUGCUCUUUUUUCUCAUUCUAGUUAUUAGACUGCUUGCAUUUGGAGCAUGGAUGAUUUUAUCAAACUUGAACAAGGGGUUGAAAAGAUUCAAGAUGCGGUGCUCAAAGGCGUUGAGGACAAUGUAACAGGAGCUACGGUGGACACAAGAACAGAGGGUCAAUGUCUGUUGUUGGAUGUCAUUGUGUCAUCAGCCCGGGUCAAGGCGCAUGUUGUAACGGUCGACGAAAGAGAGACUGGCUUAAGAGGGCUUCUCAAUUACGGACAUUCCAUUGGCCAUGCUAUUGAGGCUAUACUGGCGCCAGAGGUUUUGCAUGGAGAGUGUGUUGCCAUCGGUAUGAUCCAAGAAGCUGAGUUAUCAUAUUCACUUGGCCAUCUAGGCAGCGCUUCCAUUGAGCGCAUCUCGCGUUGUCUUUCCUCGUAUGGUCUACCUAUUUCUCUUGAAGACGAGCGAUUGUUAUGUCGCUCAAAUGGUAAACCAUGUCCAGUUAAUAAUUUGAUGGAUAAUAUGCGAAUAGACAAGAAGAACUCGGGGUCCACCAAAAAAAUUGUCCUGCUUUCUGCCAUUGGAAAGACUUGGGAGCAAAAGGCGUCGGCGGUCAACGAUGAUGCGAUAGAAGCUGUUCUGAAAGCACACCAACCCAAGAUUUCCAGUCUAAAGAGAGCGAAAAUUGAUUCAGCAACUGUUCAGGACGAUCACAACAAAUCCUUCCGAUCGUUUGUUUCUCUCAGUUUCCAGGAUUAUAGCAUGGUGACCAGCGAAACGCUGCAAACUAUUGCCAAAGAUACAUCUGCUGUGGAAUUCCGUGUAGACCUUCUCCGCGACCCCAACAACGCUGUUCCCUCAACCGAAUUUGUCAAAGAACAACUUACAAUCUUAAGAAACAAGAUUGGCCUCACCCCUAUUGUGUACACUGUACGCACACAGUCUCAAGCCGGUACAUUUCCAGACGAGCGUCAGGACAAGAUGUUUGAACUCCUACAACUGGGAAUCGAAAGCGGCUGUGAAUUCGUUGAUGUGGACAUGACGGCUUCAGUAAAGGAUAUUGAAGCGCUUGUUGCAGCAAAAGGAUCCAGUACAAUCAUAGCUUCCUUCCAUGAUCCAGUGGGCCAACAUUCGUGGAGCUCAGGCAUGAUGCCGUUUUAUCAAAAAGCCUCCCAAUACGGCGACGUGGUCAAGCUCAUUGGUACCGCCAAGUGUAUGCAAGAUAACAUUGAGCUGGAAGCAUUUAGAGAACAAGUCAAGGGUAGCCGUAAGCCACUGAUCGCCGUUAACAUGGGAGACAAGGGAAAGCUGAGUCGAGUGCUGAACCCAUUCCUUACUCCUACCACGCACAUUUUGCUGCCUUUUGCAGCUGCUCCCGGACAAAUGACGGAUCAACAAAUUGAGCAGUGGCGAAAAGAGCUAUGCCUGUAGGAAGGCGAUUGUAGAAAAGUGAUAUAGAAAGAGAAAAAUCUAUUAAAGGUAUUUUUAGAAAGAAAAGAGAAAAUGGAAAAUAAAAAAGGGGGAAAAUCAAGACAAAGGAAGCAUAUACAAUC